This is a messenger RNA of Acanthaster planci (crown-of-thorns starfish), 2835 nucleotides long. It is a transcript of the gene iqank1, whose product is annotated as IQ motif and ankyrin repeat containing 1. The record is from RefSeq and is a predicted model, not a curated record. Gene Ontology annotation, molecular function: protein binding. Lineage: Eukaryota; Metazoa; Echinodermata; Asteroidea; Valvatida; Acanthasteridae.
UAGCAACACCCCGCUAGCAGCAGCGUUGCUAGCCACGCUAUAGCGCGGCAAGGCAUAGCGAACCCGAACCGCGGAAGUCACGGCCGGCUGCUUCAAACUUUUCAAUCCCAUGCACUAAACCGGCUAAACCUGCGCCAUUAUGCAGACCUUGCCGUAAGCCUGUAGACUGCUUGUACGGUUAAGCCACCUUGAAUGUAGUUUUGCAUGAAAACCAGGACCUAAUUAAAUUGUUAUAAUAAGAGACAGAAUGCCGCCUAAAAAACCCACAGUGAAGCCUGCUGGAGGAAAACCAGCUGCCUCCAAAACAACGACCAAGUCGACUCCAGUCAAAAAAGUCACACCGGUGAAAGCUGGAGCCAAGACGCCAAGCCGGCCCGCAGGCAAAACAGCGCCCCCACCAAAAACUGGCACCCAGAAAAACGCUGCCCCGGCCAAGCCCAAACCCCCCUCCAAGGAGACGCUGGCCGCUGUGGUCAUCCAGAAAUGGGUUCGCCGGUUCCUAGGCAGGUGUCGGCUUCUCAAGCUGAGACACGAGAAGGAGGAAUACGAAGCGCUGAUGGAAAAACUGGAGAAAGAGGCCUUCGUUGCCAUGGUGAAGAGGGAGCAAGAGCGAGCAGAAGAGGAGCAUCGCAAGGAGAUGGAAGAGAGACGGAGGCGGAAGAUGCACCAGCAACGGAUCAAGCGCAUCCUAGAGGCAGCCUUUGACGGGGACGAUGACGAGAUUCUCAUUGUUCUUAAAGAGGUUGAGAAGCAAGACAUGGAACUGGGCAUAGGCAUGGACCCCAUGGGUCAGGCCCUGCGGGCAAAACACCAGCUGCAGAUGGUUGACUGUGAGGACGCCAACAACAACACGCCCCUGUCUGAGGCGGCGAGCGGGGGCCAUGCCGACACCAUCAAGCUACUGAUAGACAGAGGGGCGGACGUCAAUGCACGGGGACAGUUUGAGCGCACCCCGUUAUACAGAGCUGCAUUUGCAGGUCAUCUGACUGCAGCCCAGGUCCUUCUGCAGCACGGUGCCGAUCCGCGCCUCUAUGCCAGCGACGGUGCUACCCCAGAGCAGGUGUCUGCCAACGAACCCCUGACUGUGCUCCUGCAGGAGUGGGACGUGGGGCUGACCGAUGCCAUGCUCAGCAAGAUGGAAGCGCAGCGGGAGCAGCGCAAACAGGAGGAGCGGCAGCGGAGGGAAGCCGAGAUGGCCAAGUUGGAGAACCAACUGGCUGACGCUCAGAAGGACCAUGACACAAGACAGCUGCAACUCAACAAGGCCUACUGCGAGCUGAACAAGCGCAUCGAGGAGCACGACAAGUGCACUGCCAAGAGCAUGAAGACGGAUAUCACUCUUCAGGUUGUCAAAGAUGCAGAGCAGGAUCUGGAGAUUGCCAAGUUGGAGGCUGAGAAGGCUAGGGAACGACUGGCCAACGUGAAGCUGCAGAUCCGAGAGCAACAGAAGACAGCCAAGGGACUUGACGGUGAGCCAGAGGUUGGUGUUAAGGCCAACAUCAAAGAACUCCACGACGUUCUCAUGCGAGAUGUGGGCGAUAAAAUAAAAAGUGACGGCAGGUGGCCUUUGUUGAUUGAUCCAUCAGGCCGGGCAUCCACCUUCCUUCGCUACCAAGACACCAACUUGCUCAAUGCCUUGAAUCCUAACCAUAUGCAACCAGAGGUUAUAAGGAUGGCCGUACUAGGGGCAAUCAGGUUUGGCAAACCUCUCGUCCUGGACAUGCUGGAAGUUGACAUGUUUGAGACGUGCACCGACAGAUUCAAUGAAGUCCACGUAGGUUUAAUGGAAGACAUCCUGUCUAAAGAGCUCAUCAAGAAUGAAAAAUAUGUUUACCUGAUCAAGGACUGUGAUGGUCCGGAGUACAGUAAGAACAACUUCAAUGACCAGCGCACUCAGCAGUUCAAGUUUGUCAUCGUGACCAAAAUAGAGCCGGCAGACUCCCUGCUGGAAAGAACCUACCCAAUCAGGAUAGUCGUUGGAUGAGGACAGGCUGGGAUUGAAAUAUAAUGCAAAGCCACAUCUGAUUGGCCGUCGGUGUUGUAUUCAUUUUGGUAGCCUUGACUAUGGCUCCCUUGAACAUGAUGUAGACGGCAGUAGGCUUAAUGUAACAGUAACACCUAGAAGCAGACUGCUUUGAGCCAUCGCGACAGCUCUGGAAUACUUGGUAAAGCUGCUUCAGGCACACAAAAUUUCUGUGAAAUUUAGAGUUUUUAUAUUUUUUUUAUUGUGUAAAGUCUAUAUGGACUUGAACCACUCCAUGUUCACUCCAUUUUAACACCCGAAGUAAAGGUGCGGACAUUCUCACAAGGUUUGUAUUCAACAGUACCCAUUUUUCCCUUCUUGAAAAAGCUCCAUUUGUCCUUUCUAUUUUUAAUGCCUCUUAUUUUUGCUGUUGUGAUCACAGACUUUCGAUUGUCUACUUUCUGCAUCUGUCGUAUGCUACCAAAGAGAUUUAUUCCCUGACUGUACAGUUCUUACAAUCCGUCCAAAGAAUUCUUAAACCUAGUCAGUUUUCCGUCCAGUCUUGAUGUAAAAAUUUUAUUACCUCUAUAGGCCUAAUUUACCAACAAGUUUUGACUAUCACUUUGUAUAAUUUUCAUUUGAUGCUUCCUUUCUUGAUUUCGCUGUAAUUUUGUUGUACACAUGUAAUUAUUAUUCCAUUUAUUAAACUCAAGUAGAGGCUGUAUUACUUACUGUAGUAAGUCAGGUCACCUCUCCCAUUCCAAACCGAUGAGCUGCUAUUGGAUUAGACUCGGACUUGAAGUUGUGUAGGCCUUUUGAGGUGUGAAAUUCUAAACUGACACUAAAACAAGGUUUGCAUUUCCUGCAGUUUA